UUUACUAUAAGUCAUUUAAAUCAGAUGAUAUUUAGCAGGUGUAACCAGUUACUCUGUAGUCAUGAAACACAGGAAGUUAACCUGAUGUUAAGUUACAACCACUAAACAGGGAAGUUUAUUUGCAUUAGAGCUCAUUCACUUUGAAAACAUCCACCAAAGAACCUCAUUGCUGCUCUCUUUUUUAAAUUGGGCUUGUUUGGUGAUGGCAGCCCUGUCUGUGAAUAUUGCAACAGACAACAUGUUACUCCAUAUCCUCUUUCUUUCGGGUGCUUUGGCUACUUGUCCUCAAGAGUCAUUGCUCUUCAUUACUGUACCACAGAUGGAAGCUCUGAGUGGGUCUUGUUUACAAAUCCCAUGUAACUUCAGCGGUGAACCAGAACCACCGGUUAACAGCAAUUAUGUCGGACUCUGGACUAUAGAUGAUUCUAAUCAUAAACCAAACAUUGUGGUUUUCAGCAGUAAAAACACAGUUAACAUCUAUCCAAUGAAUAUUACUGGUAACCUGAGUGAGAAAGACUGCACCACUUUAUUUUCCAGUUUAAACAUAAAUUACACAAACACAUACUACUUCAGAAUUGAGACCAGCGGUACAUUCAGGGCAACAGCUGUUUGUGAUCCUCUUCAAAUAACAGUUACAGAUUCCCCCCCGAGCCCCAGAAUUGAGAUCUCAGGUGAUCUGAAGGAGAAGGAGUCUGUCACUAUAAGCUGCUCAGCUUCCACUCCCUGUCCACACUCCCCUCCUAAACUCACCUGGAAUCUCCAACAAGACCCUCCCAACAACAUAGAGGAGAACACAGAUCGGACCUUCACAACUAAAAUCCAGGAGACCAUCACUCUGUCAGACGCAAAUGAUGGAUUCACCAUCAGCUGUUCUGCCACAUAUCCUGUAAAUGAAGGAAGAGAAGUCAAGACAGCAGAGGAGAGAAAGACUCUCAGUGUUUCAUACCCUCCCAAAGAUGUUAUGGUGGUCAUCAGUCCCACUGAUCCAGUGUCAGUUGGCAGCGUGGUGAACCUGACUUGCUCCUGCAGAGGAAACCCUCCUGUCGUCAACUUUGUCUGGUUCAUGAUCAGUGACGGCAGACUGGAACUGAUCAAAGCUGAUACACAGGUUUAUGGCUUUAAAGUGACCAACAGUGAUCGAGGCAGAGUGUAUUAUUGUGGAUGCAGAAAUGAUCUGGACAUCCAACUAUCAACAGGAUGUCAGCUGAUAUUUGAAGGUGAACAGGUUGGUGUUGAAUUUAUAUUGAAGAUCCUGGCAGUCAUAAUGCUUGUCAGCACAUUGGUCAUCUUUGAGUGGUGAGACACACUUUUCUGUGAUAUGAUCAUUUGCAGGUACACACUAAUUGGUCUAAU
Perca flavescens (yellow perch) is the source of this 1353-nucleotide messenger RNA. RefSeq names its product sialoadhesin-like. The transcript is spliced from 6 exons. The record is from RefSeq and is a predicted model, not a curated record. Lineage: Eukaryota; Metazoa; Chordata; Actinopteri; Perciformes; Percidae. Bases 203 to 1300 code for a protein of 365 amino acids.